Molecule: messenger RNA, 453 nt
Organism: Acanthosepion pharaonis
Lineage: Eukaryota; Metazoa; Mollusca; Cephalopoda; Sepiida; Sepiidae
Source: the annotation of a GenBank genome assembly
AUGCUAACCAUUCCACCCGCUGCCCAUCCAUAUAUGUCGGCCGAUAACCAUUAUCCGCCGCCCAUCCAUAUAUUCAGCCGCCAACCAUUCCGCCUGAUGCCCAUCCAUAGGUCAUCCGAUAACCAUUCCACCCGCUGCCCAUCCAUAUGUCGUCCGAUAACCAUUCGCCCGCUGCCCAUCCAUAUAUGUCAUCCGAUAACCAUUCCACCGCUGCCCAUAGAUAUAUGUCAGCCGAUAACCAUUCCGCUCGCUGUCCAUCCGAUAACCAUUCCGCCCGCUGCCCAUCCAUCCGAUAAUAUUGCCGCUGCCAUCCAUAUAUGUCAGCCGAUAACCAUUCCACCUGCUACCCAUCCAUAUAUAUGUCAGCAGAUAACCAUUCCACCUGCUGCCCAUCCAUAUAUGUCAGCCGAUAACCAUUCCACCCGCUGCCCAUCCAGAUAUGUCAGCCGCUAA